AACAUCUCCAGGUGCGGGCGCAGGAAAGUCUACAGCAAAAUGGAACGAGAUGAUGUCCCAGAAACUAAAGCAUUCUUCCAAAAGCCGUCUGCUUCCUUUCAAGUUCUCUCUGAUCUCCACCUUGAGAUCAACCAGCAAUAUUCAUCUUUUGAAAUUCCCGUCUGCGCAAAAUAUCUCAUUCUCGCGGGUGAUAUUGGGCGCUUAGUAGACUACGACAACUAUCGCGACUUCAUACAGAAGCAGACAGACCGCUUCGAGCUGGUAUUUCUCACACUUGGAAACCAUGAAUUUUACAACGGGUCCUUCGCAGAAGGACUCGACAAGGCAAAACAACUCGAACGAGAACCUUCAUUAAAAGGACGCCUAGUCCUACUUCAUCAGAGACGAUACACCAUCCCCGGGUCCCGGGUUACUAUUCUGGGCUGCACACUUUGGUCCCACGUCCCGCCCGACUCGCGAGUCAUCGUGCAGUCGAAGAUUCAAGAUUUCCAGAAAAUCAAAAACUGGACGAUCGAUGACCAUAAUGCACGUCAUGAGUCAGAUCUGGCCUGGUUGCUGAACGAGAUCCGGACAGCUGAUGCACCGGAAACGCGGGCCCAGAAGCAGCAGCAGCAGCAGUCUGGACUAGUCGUCGUGACGCAUCAUGCACCUUCGCGACAGAAGACGUCGAGUCCGCAGCAUGCGCAGAACGCCUGGAGCUCGGCGUUUGGAACGGAUAUUCUAUCGAAUGGGUUGUUGGAUGGGGUCCGAACUUGGGUCUUCGGGCAUACGCACUAUACGACUGAUUUCAGGGAAGGAGGUAUAAGGGUUGUGAGUAAUCAACGGGGGUAUGUGCUUCCUUGGAGUAAGAUGGAUGGAAAGGAUGGGUUUGAUGUUGGGAAGGUUAUCCGUGUGUAGACAGGACAAUUCCAAACGGAAUAACAUCCAAAAUAUCAAAUCUCUCUCUCUCUCUCUCUCUCUCCCUCCACCUACUACUCCGGUCUAUAGUUCUCUCAUUCUAU
Molecule: messenger RNA, 1001 nt
Organism: Aspergillus pseudotamarii
Lineage: Eukaryota; Fungi; Ascomycota; Eurotiomycetes; Eurotiales; Aspergillaceae
Product: Metallo-dependent phosphatase-like protein
Exons: 1
Coding region: 40-897 (285 amino acids)
Molecular function (GO): hydrolase activity
Source: RefSeq, a predicted model, not a curated record